Messenger RNA from Chiloscyllium plagiosum (whitespotted bambooshark), 4713 nucleotides. The record is from RefSeq and is a predicted model, not a curated record. Lineage: Eukaryota; Metazoa; Chordata; Chondrichthyes; Orectolobiformes; Hemiscylliidae.
GGUUGCCAAACCCCGGGUCGGGUUUCGGUUGGCCAGCUGACGCAGGGCCGCCACGCCUGGUAUGACCGAUUCCGGCGGGCCGUGACUCAUAUCCGGUGUGCUAUGACCCUUCACCCCUCGCUCCUGCCCGUCCCCCUCCCGCCGGCUCCAAGAUGGCGCUGAUGUUUUCGGCGCUCCUGGCGGCGGCGGCGGUGGCGGGGACGCUGCUCUUGGUGCUGCUGGGCCGCUGGUUUCUGUCUCAGAUUGUCACCUAUUUCAUCCACAAUCAGCUAAACGUGGAUUUAAGAAUCGGCUCCAUUGGGUUUCUCACAAUUUACAAUGUCAGUAUCAAGAUCUCUUCACAGAAGACGGUGGAAGUAGACAGAGUCUGGCUGUCCUGUAAGCUGCUGAACAAUGAGUUACCUCACUACUUUGCUCUGUGUUUUGGAGAGGUCCGAUUUCGAGCCGAUUUGAAAGCAGCCUCCCAGGAAUGGGCCAAUCCCGGUGAAAAGGCGAUGAAAAGGAGACUGAGCAUCCAGCCCUCAGUGCUGCGCAUGUUGUCACAGCUGCUCUCGGUCCACAUCCAUUCAGUGAAUGUGAUGGUGUUAAAUGCCUGGAUCGCAGAGUCCCUCUGGCACAUGUCUCUAACAAACUGCAUGUUGCUGCUUAACUACAAUGGAAACAACAUCGAGUGCAAGGGCAAUGUGAGCAAGCUGGACAGCAAGCUAAUGAAGAGUAACGGGAUGCAGGGGGAUUUCUGUCUGGUCAACUUAUCCCUGGGUCUCGCUGCCACCUUGGACAUCAGCUUGCCAGACCAGAAGGCCCUCAGCACGGAGCUGCGAGUGCAUAGUCUGCAGAGUGAGCUGCACGAGGGCAUCUUUACGUCAAACACACUGCAGCUAGCACUGUCACAGCCCACUCCACUUCAAAGCAGCACUGAACAGAACCAGGAAAACCCUGAAACAACCAAGGCAGAUGAUGGUGAAACAACUGGUGUCAAAACUGCAAGACCCACAUUCAUGGACUACUUACCACAAGACAUAUCCCUGGACAUGGAGGACUCGAGCAUCACGCUGUCUUUGAAUAGUCAACAAAGGCACCUGCAUUGGAACUUGAAGAUGUUUCAUUUUCACUAUGAGCCUGAAGACUUUUAUCGGAUAAUGCCACAUCUCAUCCUGCCACCUAUAAGAAUCCAGCUAAGCCUAGAAGAUGGACUGCUGUUGUCCCAGAGUCGCCAGCGGAUACUAAGCCUGAGCCAGCUCAGCAGCUCCUUGCAGAUCACAGGCAUUGAUAUUUCUGCUUCCAUCACUAUCCAUACCUGCACCCUGCACUACCGACAUUCUGAGCUUUCGCACUGGUUGGCCCUGUCAGAAAAAUCUACAGAUGCUCAAAUUACAACUAAAAGGCAAUUUCCUUUACUGAGAAUGCCCAUCAGCAUCACUUAUUCAUUGUCGAAUGUCAGCAGCUUUCUCCAGUUUCCUGAUGCACCUGCCUUUGCACUGGGCUUCGACUCUGUCAUUGCAGACACCCAACACCUGAAGACCCACAGUUCUCACUGGCGUGGGAACCUGGCAGUGAAGAAUCUUUGGUGGAGGGCGGGUGAGGGGUCACAGAUUUCAAGAGCUCCCUCUCCAGCCAAUACACAUGUGUGGGGCGAUGUACUUGUUUUGGAGUCAUUAACAUUGCAGGGGAGCUUCAGUCAGGCACAAUCUUUUAUUGGGGAUUUCGCCAAUGCUGUAAACCUAGAUGGCACAUUGAGUCAGCUGCAGGUGGAGAUCUCAGACACGGCAGUGGAAUGCUUAUCCAAAGUAUUGUCACUGAUUCUUGAAGAAAGGAAGAAACAUCAGAGAGCGAUGUUAGAGAUUGACAGCAUACCUGUAAAUCAGGAUUCAGAUUCUCAUGGUGGAUCGGACAUGUAUCUCUGUAAGAUCAACGUUAAGUUGGAAGCCAUCGGUCUCUUCUUUCUCUCCAGCUCUGCAGGUGCCAGCAUUUUGCGAGUCAAAACCUUCUCCAUUGAUAAAGGCACAGAGAACUUAAUCUGUGAGGUGGAGAGGCUGUCACUCAUGGUGGUGAAGACUGUAAAGGAGAGCAUGGAGCUCCGGCCCAGCAACUACGCAAGCUCUGAUCCCUUCCUCUUCAUGUCCCAUUUCUCCAUGGCUUUCUUCAUGCAUGGUUGGUCGUUUGAGCUGAGCUCCUUUGAGGACAUCAAAGUGCAGUGGGAUCCAGUCAGCCACAUGUACCUGUACCACCACAGCCAAGAGGUGCAGCGUCUACUGGAGAGCCUUCGCAAGGUCAUGCUGUUUACCGUGGGUGAGCAGACACUGGGAGGAGAGGGGAGGAGAUCCCUGCACCUGGACCUGGAGCUGAAGAGUCUCAUAAUGAGAGUGCAUGUGACAGGGAAAAAGUUUGUUCAGCUGCAGUUAGAGAACCUGGUCUGUUCAGCCAACUCUGUUGAGAGACUGAUCCAGUCAUCGCAGCUCCUCCUGAGUUUUGAUGGGCAUGACAUCUUCUUGUUCAAGGGACUGGACGGGCGGCUGGAUGAGCCAAUGCCCUUCCGUGCCCAAUGGGAGUCUGCACGCACUCCCAAGAACGAUCAAUGGAUAUUCAAGUUCCAAAGCAUCACUGUGGAGUUCCCAUUCCGCUACGACUUCUCCCAAACCUUCGACAAGUGCAUUAAUGUGCAGAAAUGGCUGAAGGCACUCCAUGGGCUGGCGGGGACAGAAGAGGGUCAAAGGGCAGAGGGGUCACAGCCCCCUGACCUGGUCCUCCAGGUCAGGCAUUUCUCUUUUGUCUUCUUGGACAAUGUUUUUGAGGUGAAGCUGCGUGACGACUAUGAGCUGAUGAAGGAUGAGAGCAAAGAGAGUGCGAAGCGGCUACAGCUGCUCGAUGCCCGGGUGACAGCACUCAGAAAGCAACAUGGAGAGCUGCUACCCGCCCGCAAGAUUGAAGAGCUGUAUGCCGCCUUGGAGCAGACCAACAUCAACAUGUAUGUCCAGCGCUCCCAAAGACUCUACGCCAACACACCCAUGCGCAAGGCUCUGAUGACCUGGGUGAUGACAAACCUGGAGAUCACUGCCUCAGUUGACCCUGCUGUGCACAAUGCUGAGACAGUGAUGAAGGAGAUGGAGAUGAUUGACCCGUUCAGCCAUUUUCCUGAGGAAGACCUCAAGAUGACCAUCCUGUGGUUUCGGAGGGUGCAGUUUACAACGAAAGCAUUUCUCGUUCGAAUCCGGGAUUACCCACGCUACAUGUUUGAGAUCCGGGACUGGAACCUUUCUGGGAAGCUGAUUGGAGCAGAGGAAGAUGGCCGACCGAAUGCACGGAGGAAGGUGAAAAUUGCACUUGGAGAGCCCUGGGGAGAUGCUAUUGUUGAAAGGAACAUGCCACCUUUGAAAUGGUACCACGACUUUGAAUCCCAAAUCUCUCUCUUCACCAUCGUGUGGGGCCCCUGCUGGGACCCUGCCUGGACUCUGAUUGGACAAGCUGUUGACCUCCUCACCAAACCUUCGACUGACCCAAGCCCACCCCUCAACUGGUGGGAUAAAAGCCGCCUCUUGUUUCAUGGAUCCUGGAGCAUGGACAUUGAACAGGCCAACUUACACCAGCUUGCUACGGAGGAUCCAUACAACACAACGGAAAACAUGCAUUGGGAAUGGAAUAAGUUACAAUUCAACUGGAGGAAUUGUCAAUUUAUUUUUAAAGGUGACCUUGAUGUCAAUGUCCGAACUGCGUCCAAAUAUGACGAUUGCUGCUUUCUGCACCUGCCUGAUCUAUGCAUCACCAUUGGCCUCCAGUGGAUCAGCCGAGGGAACCCCAAUGACCACCAUAAUGUCUCCGUGUGUUCCCCAGACAUGCUGGAAACCCGACCAGAUACAGAGAAGCACGAUUCCUACGAACUCUUUCGAUCCGAGAAUCUCAAUUUGUCAAUAACCAUGGAUCUGAAUCAGUCUGGCAGAGAGACCACAGAGCCCCGAAUCCUGUUGUACAGCAGCACUCUACGCUGGAUGCAGAACUUCUGGGCAACGUGGACGACCGUCUCCAGACCAAUUUGCCGUGGGAAACUCUUUCAGAACCUGAAACCGACCUUCGAGGAAAUGCGUCUGUCUGCUCUGUACACUCCAAGUCAGCUGAAUAAAAUUACAAACGAGGCAUUGAUGAUCUCCAGCAUAAAGCACCAUGCAGUCCUAAGUUUGGAGGAAAGGGGUGUUCAGGCAGCUCCGACAAGCAACCCCAGUGACAGAGAACUCACGAUAGACUUCCACGUCACUCAGCCCUUCCUGGUGGUGUUGUACGAUAACCUGACUGGCUCUUUACUGCAUAUCGGGAAGGUCCUGGAUCCCAGGGGUCUUGUGGGACACUCUGGUCUUCAAUAGACAAUGGAAGAAAUCUGGAAUAUUAUCCACAAACAGAACCAUCACAAAAUCACCAAACUUUUCACAUAAAAUACAUUCCCUUUGACAUCUCACCCAUAGCCCUGAUCUGUUCUUUCAGACUUACCUAAGGUUUUACUUUAUCACAGCUCAGUUCAGAUGAACCAAUUUCAUCCCUCAGUAACACCUACCCUGUCUUCUGUACCCACUGGGAUUGGCACAGCCCCUGGGUGCCUGGUUCAUAUCGAUUAUUGACUAUGUUAAUUCCCUAGGGCAGUGAAGGCUCUGCAGAAGCUGAAUGUAUUCUCUCAGCAAUGAUCGAGGAAGAUCAGCAUACAGCGAGAAAAUAAAACUGUGCAGAACA